AUGACAGAAGCUAAAUCAGGUUGGAGUAGAGAGCAAAAUAUAGUAUUUGAGAAUGCCUUGGCAGCUUAUCCUGAGGAUUUUGUAGAUAGGUGGAAGAAAAUUGCAGGUGAUGUUCCAGUGAAAACCUUAGAAGAGAUUAAGAAUCAUUAUGAACUCUUACUCGAUGAUGUUAGCCGAAUCGAGUCUGGUUGUGUGCCUUUGCCUUGCUACAACUCUUUCUCUGAUUGUUCUGUGAGCCAUAUCAGUGAUAAAAGAACAGGCAAGAAGAGUGGGAUUUCGGCGGCCAUAAAUGGUGAGCGAAAUGAUGGAGGUAAAUUUACAAGCUCGGAUCAGGAUCGUCGCAAAGGGAUUGCUUGGACGGACGAUGAGCACAAGUCAAUAAUCGUUGGGCUUCAGUCACUUCAGUACAAUAUUAAGCUAAAUGUAUGUUUUGAUAUAUAUUUGUAA
Nicotiana tabacum (common tobacco) is the source of this 447-nucleotide messenger RNA. RefSeq names its product transcription factor SRM1-like. The record is from RefSeq and is a predicted model, not a curated record. NCBI's taxonomy places the organism in Eukaryota, Viridiplantae, Streptophyta, Magnoliopsida, Solanales, Solanaceae.